This is a messenger RNA of Dermacentor albipictus, 888 nucleotides long. RefSeq names its product mediator complex subunit 4 (gene MED4). Gene Ontology annotation, cellular component: core mediator complex; mediator complex. The record is from RefSeq and is a predicted model, not a curated record. NCBI's taxonomy places the organism in Eukaryota, Metazoa, Arthropoda, Arachnida, Ixodida, Ixodidae. Gene Ontology annotation, biological process: regulation of transcription by RNA polymerase II. Gene Ontology annotation, molecular function: transcription coregulator activity.
UACUGGAUUAAUAAUAUCAUGCUGUUCCGGUUUCACUUACUUUUUUUCUUUCUCGCUUUUCGUUUGCAUAAAACAUGGCAGCUCCCCAGAGCACGCGAGAGCAGUUGCUUCUACUGGUCGAUGACAUCGAAAUAAUUGCUAAAGAGCUGUUUGAAAACAUCAUUGCUCCGAAGAAUCAACGACUGUCAGCGGCGGAACAUAGCCAGCUUGCCGAAUUGCUAGUUUCAAAGGACGAAGAGCUGAAACGUACACUGGUGAUCGCUGCAGGACAGGCAGAAGUCCAGAAAACGAUAAACAGUCUCCAAGAAGAAGUAGAAAAGCAAGAUCAUGACAUACAGAUGCUUCAAUGGCAGCUGAGAGACGCGGAAAGUUUGAUGUCUACAGCUAUAUAUCAGGCGAAGCAGAAGCUGCAGAGCAUUGAGAAGGCAAAUGCGAGGGCAGUCUCAUCAGAAGAGCUUAUCAAAUACGCUCAUCGAAUCAGUGCGAGCAAUGCCGUGGCAGCGCCGCACAAUUGGCAGCAAGGUGACCCACGAAGGCCAUACCCGACGGAUAUAGAGAUGCGGCAGGGCUACCUCGGCCGACUGAGCGAUCUUCCUCUCACGGGGCCACCCCUUCAGCCACAGGGGAGCUUGGGAGACCUGAAUGCUGCUCGUCACCUUGACCAGAAUCCACUUGGGCAGUCAUUUUCAUGGCAGAUUGGAGGAGACAUCAAGCCACCCAUCUCUAGCAAUCACAACUCUGUUGGCAUGGAUGCCAAAAGCAAAGAGAAUGAAGACGUUGAGGUCAUGUCAACGGACUCAUCUAGCAGCUCUUCCAGUGAUAGCCAGUGAACAGACACUUAUCAUUUCUCAUUGUACAUAUCAACAAAAAGUGUUUUUGAACAACCUG